GGCACAGACAGAUCAGUCAUUAUGGGAGGGAAGGCGGGCUGGUGGAUGUUCGCGUUCACCUUGCUGGCAUUUUCCCUGUUGCCAGCGCAAGCCGCGGGAAGGACCAUGAAAUACGAAACGUACGAAGAGGACUCACCGGGAACCGUGAUCGGAAACCUGGCCAAGGACAUGUCCCUAAAUCCGUCUCUGGGCUCCAAGACUAAUUUCAGAAUGAUGAAGCAGUUUAACGCGUCUCUUGUGCGUUUAAGAGAAAGCGAUGGGCAGCUCACAGUGGGAGAGAGAAUCGACCGAGAGAAAAUUUGCAAACAUACAAGUUUGUGCGUUAUUGCUUUCGACGUGGUGAGUUUCUCCAAAGAGCAGUUCAAACUGAUACACGUCGAAGUCGAGGUGAAGGACAUUAAUGACAACGCUCCUGCGUUUCCAAGAAAAGAGUCUUCACUGGAGAUUUCUGAAAACACAGCGCCCGGGACCAGACUGCCCAUAGAUGUGGCUGUGGAUGAAGACGUGGGCACAAACUACAUUCAAAGCUACCAGAUCUCAGUGAACAGCCACUUUACACUUGACGUGCUUAGCAGAGCUGAUGGGGUUAAAUAUGCGGAGUUGGUGCUAAUGAAGGAACUGGACAGAGAGACUCAGGCAUCAUAUGCUCUCGAGCUGGUGGCGACGGACGGAGGCAAUCCAGCCAGGUCUGGCACCACCAAAAUCAACAUCAAGGUGAAGGACUACAAUGAUAACAGUCCUGUUUUCGAGCGCAACCACUUCUCAGUGGAAAUAUCCGAGGACGCACCGGUGGGUUUUUUACUCCUGGACCUCAAUGCUGUAGAUCCGGAUGAAGGACAAAACGGAGAGGUGGUGUACGGACUGGGCAACCAGGUGCCCUCGGAGAUCAGGCAACUUUUUCGCGUUGACCGCAAAACCGGACGCGUCACGCUCGAGAGUCCGUUGGAUUACGAGAGCAAGAGGACCUACGAGUUCAAUGUCCAAGCGACUGAUCUAGGUUUGAGCCCGACACCUCCAGGCGUCUGUAAGGUCGUGGUACAGGUGCAGGAUGUGAACGACAACGCGCCUGAGAUCACAAUCACUCCCAUGACGUCUAUGGCGGCGGGGGUGGCACAUGUGACCGAGGCGGCCGCCAAGGACACCUUCGUGGCUCUGAUCAGCACUUCGGACAGAGACUCGGGCGCUAACGGACAGGUCCAUUGCACACUAUACGGACAUGACCACUUCAGGUUACAGCAGGCUUACGAGGACAGCUACAUGAUUGUCACCACGACGUCUCUGGAUAGGGAAAAAAUCCCUGAGUACAACUUGACCGUGGUGGCUGAAGACCUGGGUUCACCUCCGUUCCGGACGAUUACGCAGUACACAGUCAGACUCACUGAUGAGAACGAUAACGCACCUGCGUUCAGCAAAGUCGCAUAUGAAGUGGCGCUGGUGGAAAACAACGCGCCUGGAGCGUACAUCACCACGGUUGUUGCGCGGGACUCAGAUGCUGGGCAAAACAGCAAAGUAAGCUACAAGCUGGUCGAAACCUAUGUCAUGGGCUCGCCAGUUUCUACAUUUGUUUCUCUCGAUCCUGCCACAGGUUCUCUUUACGCUUUGCGCAGUUUUAAUUACGAAGUUCUUAAACAACUCGAGCUGCGCGUCCAUGCAAGUGAUGCAGGCGCACCGCAAAUGCACAGCACCGCCACGAUCAACCUCAAAAUAAUCGAUCAGAAUGACAACACUCCAACCAUCACACACCCACUGCUAAAUAAUGGCUCUGCUGACCUUGUCCUGCCCCAAAACGCACCAGUCGGCUACGUUGUAACGCAGAUAAAAGCGCGGGACGCUGACGACGGCGUUAACGCAGAGCUGUCCUUUCAAAUAACAUCCGAAGCUGGCACGCUUUCGAUCAACAAAGUGAAUGGAGAGAUCUACGUGAACAGGGAGGUUGCAUACGAAGUGGACGACACGUUCAAAGUCACGGUGACGGUCAGUGACAACGGCAGACCAUCCCUCACUUCUACAGCCACCAUCCGAUUCACUGUAGUCGCUGGAGCUACUAAAUCUGACCGCAACCCAUUCAGGACCGACGACGAACCUCAUCAUUGGGACCUGUCAGUCGUGAUCAUUGUGAUUCUGGCUGGGAGCUGCACAUUAUUGCUCUUAGCCAUUAUUGUGAUUGCGACCACCUGCAAUAAACGCAAGCUGGACAAAAGGCGAGAUGGAUUCCGAGCCGAAAAGGUGGAUGACCUGAACCUGGACGAAGAGAGGAACAACAGUGAUCCACUGAUUCCCAUUCACAAUGACAACGUCUAUGAGGUGCAGCCCUAUAUAAAUAAGCCUGGCUACACAGAAUCUCUUCAGACUGGCAGCGAAUGUUGCAGUUCCGAAGACGGAAUCGAGUCUCCAUUUGAUUCCCAGAACAAAAGCCGAGGACCAAAACUGGACGGCUAUUUAACCCUGCCUGGCUAUGGCACAGAAGGAGUGAGGCCAGUCACAAUAUGGAAAGGCAACUCCUAUACAACCAUUUCAGCCCGAGAUCCUCAGUUUAGUGGGAAAGACAGUGGCAAAGGUGACAGCGAUUUCAACGACAGUGACUCAGACAUCAGUGAUGGACUGAAAAAGGAUGGACACCAAACCAGCGCUCAAGAUGCUUUGUGGGCAUGUACGAGCGAGUGCAGGAUCCUCGGCCAUUCAGACCGCUGCUGGAGUCCAAACGCAACAAGGGCCAGCAGUAACUCCAGACAGCACCUGUCUACUUUCUCCAAGACAGGCUCACUUCCAAGAGACAGUCUUAAAAGAGAGAACUAUUACCAGGCACUCAUCCCAAAAACAGUGGGUUUGCAGAGUGUCUAUGAAAGGGUGCUGAGCCAAGAAUUUGUCUUGGUACCUCCGACUCAACCGAGCAUAGUACCAGAAAUCAGUGAUGUGUCCAUCCCGGUGUAUUCCCCCACCAUGUCACGCUGUUCCACAAAUGAAGUCUGAGUGUCCAGACAGGUUCCUUCUAUACAAAAAACUAUUUAUUGCAGUUAUAACUGCCAUACAUGCAGAGGGAGGAAAUAUGUACAGGUCUAAAUAAUAUCUGUGUAUUUAAACAUAAUUUUAAAUCAGUGUUGGUCUUCUAUGACACUUUAAAGCAAUCAGCUGCAUUUGUUGCAGACAUGUAUAUUAUGCAAGUUUGUAAAUACAGAGUCUAUUUUUAUAUAUUCAUAAUUAAAACAAUUAUUGGAGAUGAUACUUUAUUUUAAAAGCAUGUGUUAUUUAAAAAGGUCCUAGUGGUGUACAGUCAAAAACCCUGACAAGCUGACAAAUGUGCAUUCACUGAAACUUCUGGAUCGAUUUAUUUCACAGUGUUAUUAAAAUAAACAUUGAAAAUCGA
This is a messenger RNA of Trichomycterus rosablanca, 3364 nucleotides long. RefSeq names its product protocadherin-8 (gene pcdh8.2). Gene Ontology annotation, molecular function: calcium ion binding. Bases 22 to 2970 code for a protein of 982 amino acids. Lineage: Eukaryota; Metazoa; Chordata; Actinopteri; Siluriformes; Trichomycteridae. The record is from RefSeq and is a predicted model, not a curated record. Gene Ontology annotation, cellular component: plasma membrane. Gene Ontology annotation, biological process: homophilic cell-cell adhesion. The transcript is spliced from 3 exons.